UAUAUCUGUGAGAAAAAAUCGGGAAAACUGAGGGGAAAAAUUUAUCGGGGAGAGAGAGUUUCAUUGUUCAUGGCUUCUUGCAGGAAACCAUUCAUGAGUAGCUUCAAAAAACCACCAUCGACGAGUUUUGAAGAUCUAACUCCGGUAGCAAACUCUGAUUCGCAGAAUCAUUCAGCAAACUCUUCCAAUCAGGGAUCAUCAUUUGCUUCAAUUGGUAAUCUUCAAUCAAUGAACUCGAUUGAAGAUUCAUUGCUUGGAUUUUUCGAUCAGCAUCAUUCAGAAAAUCGCUCCAAUCGGGGAUCAUCAUCUGCUUCAAUUGGUGAUCUUCAAUCACUGAACUCGAUUGAUAAUUCAUUGCCCGAAAGUUUCGAUCAGAUAAAUGAUCAAGAGGAGUGGGAAAAGUAUAGAAAGUGGGCAGCCACUUGUGUAGCUAUGUAUGCUUCAUAUGCUGUCAGCCUUGUCUCAAUUCUUCAUUGUCGUGAUCAUAUAAGGAAGUCAAUUUCAGAACAAGGAGAUUAUGAAAGAUAUGCCCUAAUUAAACGGCUAACGACUUUGGAAGAUGCAGAUUGUCGUAGCCAGUUACGCAUGAGCAAAGAUGCGUUUGCCACACUAGUUAGCAUGCUUAAAAGAACUCAGUUUCUUAGAGACAAUCCUCAAAGUAAAGUAGAAGAACAAGUUGCAAAAUUCCUUCAUAUAAUUGGCCAUAAUUUGAGGAAUCGUACGAUCAAGUUCUUUUACAGACGAUCAGGUGAGACUGUUAGUCGAUAUUUUCAUCAAGUUCUUCAAGCCAUUAUAUCAUUGGAAGAUAUCUUUUUAAAGCAACCUGAUGGAUUCAACUGCCCUCCAGAGAUUAGAAACAAUCCCAAGUAUUGGCCUUAUUUUAAGGUAGUUACAUGAAUGCAAUUAGGGUAUAUAAUAUUAUAUGUUUGGAUACAAAUAAUGAAUUUUUACAGGAUUGUGUUGGUGCGAUUGAUGGUACACAUUUUCGUGUAAGAGUGCCAAACAAGGAUGCACAAAGAUACCGAGGACGAAAAUGCUAUCCCACUCAAAAUGCUUUGGCUGCAUGUUCUUUUGAUUUAAAGUUUACAUAUAUCCUUCCGGGAUGGGAAGGAUCUGCUUCAGACUCGAGAAUAUUAGAUAAUGCAUUAACAAGAGAAAUGGAUAAAUUGAUCGUUCCUCAAGGUGAUCACUGAACGUGUAUAUAUGCUGAUGAAUAUAAAUCUAUUUUCUUUCAAACUAACAUCAUUUAGUUACUUGUUGGUCCUAGGGAAAUAUUACUUAGUAGAUGCAGGAUUUCAACUAAAAACUGGGUUCCUUGCUCCAUAUAGAAGUACUCGUUACCAUUUGAAGGAGUAUAGUGUUCAUCAACCAGAAAAUUCUCGAGAGCUUUUCAACCUUCGUCAUGCAUCU
Messenger RNA from Camellia sinensis, 1410 nucleotides. Lineage: Eukaryota; Viridiplantae; Streptophyta; Magnoliopsida; Ericales; Theaceae. The record is from RefSeq and is a predicted model, not a curated record.